AUGCGAUAUUAUCUUAUUUUUAUCGUGUUUAGCACUUGGUAUGUAUCCAUUAAUGCACAAUCAGAAGAUAAUUCAACAACAAACAGUCUUGUUCAAAAUGUUACUGAAGAAGAAACAACCGUUGCUUCAACUACUGAAUAUACAAACACCGAUAAAAUUACCGAGCAUGCAACCUCAGACCAAACUACUGAACAAAUGAACUUCGACUCAACUACGAAACAUACAACGUUCGACCAAACUACUCAACAAGAAAGCUUCGAACAAACUACUCAGUAUACAACCUUAGAACAAACUACUGAACAAAAAAGCUUUGACCAAACUACGCAACAAAUAAGUCUUGAUCAAACUACCGUUAUGUUGGAUAUAAAUUCAACAACAAGUGUUUCAACUAAAGGUUUUGUAGCUUCAUAUGUUGAACCACCACUACAUCCACUUGGCUAUUGUAUUCGUUCACGUUUACGCUGUUCUAAAAUUCGUCGUUGUUGCAAAGGACCCUGCGGUGUUAUUAAGAUGAAGUGUCCCUAA
Rotaria sp. Silwood1 is the source of this 525-nucleotide messenger RNA. Lineage: Eukaryota; Metazoa; Rotifera; Eurotatoria; Philodinida; Philodinidae. The record is from the annotation of a GenBank genome assembly.